AAGGAAAUCGGCUCUCUACGAAGGUACAACAUUAAAAAACGUUGUUCUUGUCAUGACCCAUCUUUCUCAUCCCGAACCUUUGUCAUAGAUUAUAUUUCAAGUUUGCAAAGCCCUCAAAGAGCAACAAAAAGAUUGUCAAUGCAUAAGGAUGUGAGUUUGGAAGAGUUGAUUGCAGAGGAGGAAAACAAGCAUGACCCUGUGACAUCGAUACCCAUGACAGCGGCAUCAUCAUCAUCCCCCUUGACAGUGCCCAUCAUGAUUAAAAAGGAACCAGAGGAGGUCGUACUUUUACCACCCUCCUCUUCAUCCCCUUUGUUACCCACCACCACCAUCACCACCACCAUGACGAGUCCUCUCACUGAAAAACAACAGCGAUCCAUCCCAGAAGAACCCAUCAUGCCUAUUUCACCCACCACAGCUACCACCGCUCGUCUCAAAGUCAUGAGUAUCGACUUUUUGUGCGGCAGUAGUGAUGAAGAUUAUAAAACACCGACACCUGCGCUUACGCUUCGACCACAACAACCACGAGAACAGCGAAGACCCUCUAUGUUGGAUUUAUUGGUGGAUGCAGCGAUGGAUGCAGGCUAUUUAAACACGGAUAAAAAAGAAACUUCUUCUCCAUCCGCCCCCGCCUCUUUUCACCAUGCCGAUGCCGCCCCAUCUUCUUUCUCUUCCAUCAACAAAGCAGAUUCUGCUCCAGCCUCUUUCUCUUCCAACAAUGUAGAUUCCGGUGUCAGUUUUAUGUCUUCUUGCUCUACAUCGCCACCAGCCGUGAUUGUGAAAAAAGAAUUAACCGAUGAAGAUUUUAAUGCUUUGGAUGAUUUCUUGGAUGAUGUGUCGGAUCUGUCAUCUGUGAGUAGUACAGAACUGUCCUUUUCAGCAUCAGACGACGACAACGACGACGAUCAAGACAAAACCACCGUCUCUCGGCGUUCAAGACAGCCCAACAACAACAACAACCACAAACAGGGUAAAAAAGAAGAAUUAGUAUGCAUUGCUUGUGAGAGACCUUUACGUCGACAGGAUAUUUCAGAGCAGGUCGGUGUCGACGUUGCCAUUACCAACGAAUUAGCCACAUGGACAUGGAGUCCCAGUGCCAUCUUUACCGAUUGGCGUCCGAAACGAUGUCCUCGUUGCGAACGUCAUUAUACCAUCUUUCGACAGGAAUGGCCACAUCGCAAAGUAAAGAAAAAGAAAAAGAAAAAACCAAUGCGUUCCACUUUUUCAUCUUCAUCGCCUUCCCCCUCCCCUUCCCCUACCGAGUCCAAGGAGUCCAACAAGAAAAAAAAGAAAAAAUCAGUGCGUGCAUCCACGACUGUGCAAAAACAAAAGAAAAAGAACAAAAAAACCCAGCGAAAAGCGGAUGGCACCCCACCUCUGACUGUCACCCCUACUUUGAUCUCCCAACCUCUUGAUACCACUUGUUCUUCCUCUUCUCCCCUCUUGGAUCAACACGUGACUGCUGCUGCUACUGUUCCCGCCACCCAUCAACUCGCCAUGGCGCUUGAAGAAGAAGAAGGUUUACCUCCCGUUAUUUAUCAAAUCCAAGAUGAUCCCAAUGAUUUAAAUUACAUACCUCCAUCGCCUUUAUCCGAAUUUGAACAAGACGAUUUCUAAAUU
Mycotypha africana is the source of this 1620-nucleotide messenger RNA. RefSeq lists its product as uncharacterized. The record is from RefSeq and is a predicted model, not a curated record. The coding region runs from base 139 to 1617 and encodes 492 amino acids. Lineage: Eukaryota; Fungi; Mucoromycota; Mucoromycetes; Mucorales; Mycotyphaceae. The transcript has a single exon.